Messenger RNA from Echinops telfairi (small Madagascar hedgehog), 969 nucleotides. Its product is annotated as olfactory receptor 5M11. The transcript has a single exon. Gene Ontology annotation, molecular function: G protein-coupled receptor activity; odorant binding; olfactory receptor activity. Lineage: Eukaryota; Metazoa; Chordata; Mammalia; Afrosoricida; Tenrecidae. Gene Ontology annotation, biological process: G protein-coupled receptor signaling pathway; sensory perception of smell. Gene Ontology annotation, cellular component: membrane. The record is from RefSeq and is a predicted model, not a curated record. Bases 1 to 969 code for a protein of 322 amino acids.
AUGCCCAUUAAGAAUGGCAGUGUGAUCACAGAAUUCAUUCUCCAGGGACUCACAGAUCGCCCAGAACUCCAGCCUCUCCUCUUUGUGCUAUUCCUGGUGGUUUAUCUUGUCACCCUCAUAGGCAACCUGGGCAUGAUCAUAUUAAUCAGACUGAACACUCGCCUUCACACCCCCAUGUACUUCUUCCUCACUAACUUGGCCUUUGUGGAUUUGUGCUACACCACAAAUGCGACCCCACAGUUGCUCACUAAUUUCUUAUCAGAGAAGAAGACCAUUUCCUUUGCUGGCUGCUUCACACAGUGUUACAUUUUCAUUGCUCUUCUCCUCACUGAAUUUUACAUGCUGGCAGCAAUGGCCUAUGACCGCUACAUGGCCAUCUGCAACCCUCUGCACUAUACUGUGAAAAUGUCCAGGAAAGUCUGCAUCUCUUUGGCCACUUUCCCUUAUGUCUAUGGCUUCUCAGAUGGUCUGUUACAGGCCAUUCUAACCUUUCGCUUGACCUUCUGUAGGUCCAAUAUCAUUAACCAUUUCUACUGUGCUGACCCACCACUCAUAAAGCUCUCUUGCUCUGAUACUUACAUCAAAGAACAUGCCAUGCUGAUCUCAGCUGGCUUCAACCUCUCCAGCUCCCUCACCAUCAUCCUGGUGUCCUAUGCCUUCAUUAUCGCUGCCAUCCUCCGGAUCAAGUCAGCAGAGGGCAGACACAAAGCAUUCUCCACCUGUGGCUCCCAUAUGAUGGCUGUCACCCUCUUUUAUGGGAGUCUCUUCUGCAUGUAUGUAAGACCACCAACAGAUGAGACUGUUGAGGAAUCGAAAGUAAUAGCUGUCUUCUACACCUUUGUAAGUCCGGUCCUUAAUCCGUUGAUCUACAGUCUUCGGAACAAAGAUGUAAAGCAGGCCUUGAAGAAUGUCCUCAGAAGAAAUAUGGUCACUAAGAUGGCAAUGCCUCCACUGGCCAAUAAACCAUGA